AUGGAAUUAAAAGUAGGACCAUUAGGAGACUAUAGCUAUGGAGAGAAGUGGGAAGAAACUGGCCGUGGCAAAAUAAGUCACAUUUUCAUCACUUACGACAGCAGAUGUGUAAAAUCCAUUCAGUUUGGAUAUGUCGUAAACGGAGCUCUGGUCUUGUCGAAAAGGCACGGCGCAUCAGAGCUUAAAUGCAAAGACGACAGUACUCGAAUUGUGAGAUUGAACCAUGAAACCGAAUUUGUCACUGGGAUCAGUGGAAAGAAGUGGAUCCGCGCCCCUCUAUUACCGGGAAUUAAUUAUUUUUCACCUCUUUCACCUCUUACAUUUCAUACAAACGAGAGAAAGCACUUGGCCUUUGAAGCGGAAUUGGGCUCACUGAGAGGAAAACGACCUCUGAAGGCAGAGUUUCAUUCCGGAAUACAUGACCGCCGUCAAUUUGGCGGUUUCUUUGGAUCUUUCGGCAGUUUUGGAUUGAGUUCUAUUGGUCUCUAUAUAAGGCCUAUCCUCUCUGGUGUACACACUAUCAAACAAGAAAAUGUUUGA
Microthlaspi erraticum is the source of this 540-nucleotide messenger RNA. The record is from the annotation of a GenBank genome assembly. NCBI's taxonomy places the organism in Eukaryota, Viridiplantae, Streptophyta, Magnoliopsida, Brassicales, Brassicaceae.